CCCGUUUGGUUCCUAAUGAAUUUACCCCAGCAAGGCAUCUGGGCGCUAUUGGACCACGUGACUGGUUAGGACAGCCAUCGUUUUACCUAAUUCAUGUCCAACCCAAAAUGGGAAAGGGGUGCGAGGACUGCAGAGGAUAAAACGAACAGCAAUGGUAUCGUUUAGGAGUUUUGUUUCAAUCUCAAAACCUCGUUUUUCAAAUCCUCUGUAGGUUCUAUUGGUUGAAAAAAAAAAAAGUAACCAAGCAAAGGUGGGAUUGAACCAGCAGCUGGCCUGAACCUGUUAACUGGCAACCAGGAGCAGGGACACCAAUCCAGCCUCCUGAUUGGCUGUGACAAACAGGCUGUGGAGAGGAGGGGGAAACUAACAAUCAACUGAUUUUGAUUUGCUCCCCCCUUUUUAUUAUUAUUUUUUUUUUUUUGAGGACUCAGCAGGAGGACUCAGCAGGAGGACUCAGCAGGAGGACUCAGCAGGAGGACUCAGCAGGAGGACUCAGCAGGAGGACUCAGCAGGAGGACUCGGACUCUGUGUUCUAACUUCCCAGGCGAGCAUGGGGCAGAGCAUCCCUGGAGGCAUAAAGACUAUUGACAUGAGAGACCCGGCAUUCAGGCCUCUGAAGCUGGAGUUGGCAGCCCUGGACCACGCCAAGCCCUCCAGGCUGGAUCUGCUGCUGGACAUGCCCCCUGCUGGACAGGAGGUCCAGAUGCAGCACUCGUGGAACAACAACGACCGAUCGCUCAACAUCUUCGUCAAGGACGACAACAAACUGGUCUUCCAUCGGCACCCCGUGGCUCAGAGCACGGACGCCAUCCGGGCCUGUAUCGGCUACACCCGGGGGCUCCACGUCUGGGAGAUCAGCUGGGCCAUGAGACAGCGGGGAACGCACGCCAUUGUCGGCGUGGCGACAGGAGACGCGCCGUUACAUUCUGUAGGCUACACGACCCUGGUGGGUAAUAACCACGAGUCCUGGGGCUGGGACCUGGGACGAAAUAAACUGCACCACGAUGGGAAGAACCAGCCCAGUAAGACAUACCCAGCGUUCCUGGAGCCGGAUGACACGUUUCUAGUCCCCGACUCAUUCCUGGUAGUGUUGGACAUGGACGAGGGGACUCUGAGCUAUAUAGUGGACGGACAAUACCUUGGGGUGGCUUUCAGAGGACUCAAGGGGAGGAAGCUGUACCCUGUCGUCAGUGCUGUGUGGGGGCACUGUGAAAUACGAAUCCGCUAUAUCAAUGGACUCGAUCCUGAGCCUCUCCCUCUGCUGGAGCUGUGUCGGCGCUCUGUGAGGGUAGCUUUAGGCAGAGAACGACUGAGUGAGAUCCAUGGUCUGCCUCUACCGGCCUCUCUCAAGAAUUACCUUCUCUACCAAUGACCUCGGGACCCUCAGCACAACAGAACAUGCCUCCGAUCCGUCGGCUGCCCCUGCCGGCCUCAAUAAAGAUCUACCAAGGGGCUGCCCUGUGCCCUCUCAUAAUAUACACUGAGUGUCCCUGCCGGCCUCUGUCCAUAGGGCUGUCCCUAAUCAACUACUACCAAUUACAACUCAAGGGACGGUCCUGUCCCCUCACUAGGGACUGCCUUGUCCCUUCACAACCCUCAUCUUGUACACUGAGCACAGGCUCAGAACCACAUUCCACCUCUACUGGCCUCCAUCAAGAACUACCAAUGACCAAGGGAGGGUCUGGGACUCACUCACAUCUUCUCUCCCCCCCGACUGCCCCGUCUGUGCCCACCAAUAGAUACACAGAGCACGCCUCACCCUCACUCACAUCUUCUCUCCCCCCCGACUGCCCCGUCUGUGCCCACCAAUAGAUACACAGAGCACGCCUCACCCUCGCUCACCUUCUUUGGGUAUUGUUCCCACUGAGGGUAAACGAACCAGUUUAACAACCCAACAUAACUCCAGCUUCUGUGUUUCAUCUCCAUGACUAAUCCUCCCAACCCAGCCCUCAGGGCUCAUUUCUACUAAUCACAUUACACCACAGAGUGAGAAGAACACUGUGUGAUGCUUGGCAUGUUCAAGAAGCUAUAGAGACAGUGGUUGGUGUUGGGUCAGUUUUUAAAAUAUAUUUUUUAAUAAUCGGCGCAUACAAUGAACACCUGCCAAAUGUGGGAAUAUUUAGGUUUUGGCGGGUGGUCAAUUUGCAGGGCUCCACAGUGCCAGCGUUACAUUCACCAAUAAAUAAAUAGUCUGAAGAAUUCUGCAAUAGCUGUUUUCAAAGUAUUUCUGUUUUGUUUCGUAGCUGCUAAUUAUACUAAUCCUAUAUCCCACCUGGAGCAGCAACACAGCCUGGCAGGGGAGCUGAACUCACAUUCUAUAUCCUACCUGGAGCAGCAACACAGCCUGACAGGGGAGCUGAACUCACAUUCUAUAUCCCACCUGGAGCAGCAACACAGUCUGGCAGGGGAGCUGAACUCACAUUCUAUAUCCCACCUGGAGCAGCAACACAGCCUGGCAGGGGAGCUGAUCUCACAUUCUAUAUCCCACCUGGAGCAGCAACACAGCCUGGCAGGGGAGCUGAUCUCACAUUCUAUAUCCCACCUGGAGCAGCAACACAGCCUGGCAGGGGAGCUGAACUCACAUUCUAUAUCCCACCUGGAGCAGCAACACAGCCUGGCAGGGGAGCUGAUCUCACAUUCUAUAUCCUACCUGGAGCAGCAACACAGUCUGGCAGGGGAGCUGAUCUCACAUUCUAUAUCCCACCUGGAGCAGCAACACAGUCUGGCAGGGGAGCUGAGCUCACUGAGUGACGUGCUGAUAGAUUCAUGCUCCUGAACGUUGGUCUAAUUUACUCAAGUCAACAAAGUGAGACUUUGUCCCCGUGUUUCUUGGCUCUUUCAAUUGUUUUGUUCACAAGGUUGUUUUUCAACGUUCGUUUUGAGUCCGCUGCUUCCAUGGAUAGCAAAAACUCCCUGGUCAGAGCCCAAAUCUCUCUCUCUCUCUCUCUCUCUCUCACACACACACACACACACACACACGACAGAAUGCGAGUGGCCCCGUUACCACGGUAACUUCCCUCAAAGGGGCAACUGAGCAUUUUGUCUCAGAUAUUUUGAUUUAAAAGACUGAGGUCACAAUUUUAAAUGUAUUAAAUUGUACUUCUUACUAACACAUUUCUUGUUUUAGAAAUAUUACAAAGCAUGAUUGUCAGUUUUUGUUGUAAUUAUGGCCAAAAUAUUUCAGCUGGUUAAAGAAUUUGAGUGGCUGGUUGUUUUUGUUUCUACCUUUAACAAUGACUGCUGGACCAAAAACAACAUUUUAGGCCCUGUUUUAUUAUCCAGUUUUUAUGGCUUUAAUCAUUUACUGGGACGUCCAGGUCUGUGGCGGACAUGACAUGCAGACAGGACUUUUAUCCAGAUCUCUGCUGUUCCUGAGGACUACCAUGUAAAGACAUGAAUUGGUGUCCUGUCUGUCCGUGUUAAAGUGCAAUGAGUUUGCCAGUCUGUCAGUCUGUUUUGACUGCAACACCUUGUGAUUUUACCUUUUUCUCCUUUUUGUUUGCAGUUUGAUUUAAAAAAAAAUAUAUAUAUAUAUAUAUAUAAAAAAAUCAAAGCCGAUCACAUGAUGGUUGU
Molecule: messenger RNA, 3573 nt
Organism: Oncorhynchus gorbuscha (pink salmon)
Lineage: Eukaryota; Metazoa; Chordata; Actinopteri; Salmoniformes; Salmonidae
Product: SPRY domain-containing SOCS box protein 1
Exons: 3
Coding region: 551-1372 (273 amino acids)
Biological process (GO): proteasome-mediated ubiquitin-dependent protein catabolic process
Cellular component (GO): SCF ubiquitin ligase complex
Molecular function (GO): protein binding
Source: RefSeq, a predicted model, not a curated record